Molecule: messenger RNA, 1404 nt
Organism: Oryza sativa Japonica Group (Japanese rice)
Lineage: Eukaryota; Viridiplantae; Streptophyta; Magnoliopsida; Poales; Poaceae
Source: RefSeq, a predicted model, not a curated record
GUUGGCCUUUAUAAUCUUCACCAGCUGCAAGCCUUGGAAGAUUCAGCCAUAGUGUACUCACAGCAGCCAAUAAGCAGUAGCUUCAUCCAGCCGAAAUCGUCGAAGAUCGGCAGUUUGAACCUUGGUGAGCCAUGGUUCUUGGAAGAGGCCGUUCCCAACAUCGGCAACAAGCCAUAAGGGCGAACAAUGCCAUCAAGGAGAACCAGAAACUCAGGGAAGAACUCAGGAGAACGGAAACCAUAGUAUCAAUUUAUACCAAACAUCGCUGGUGGAUGGAGGAGCAAGCUUCCAGGUCUUAUGAGAUGAUUAGGUUCACCGAGUACAGGCCUUCACAGAUUCAUCGUGUAGUCAAUGACCGAGAUGCAAUUUUUCUUGGAAUUGGUAGUUAUGGGUCUGUUCUUCAGUGCAAAAUUGGUGAGAAGACUGUUGCUGUAAAGAUUCCCAAUAACAGAGACAGCCGCAAACCUCUGCCAAGCAUGCGAGAGUUUAAUCAAGAGGUUGCCAUCCUCAAAAAGAUCCGGCAUCAAAAUCUUGUCACCCUCAUAGGAGCAUGUCCAGAGAGACAGAUACUCAUCUACGAGUUCUUGCCUAAUGGCUCCCUGAAAGAUCACCUCACUGAAAGUGGACAAAGGAGGAGGUUCACAUGGAAAAGACGAGUGAGAGCUGCCUCCAGCAUAUGCUCCGCUCUCAUCUUCCUCCACAACACCGAGCCCUACCCAAUCGUCCAUGGUAAUCUCAAAACGAGCAACAUCCUCUUCAGCAAAGACAAUGUAUGCAAGCUUAGCAACUUUACCAUGUCCCAUCUGCUGCAAUACACUUCCAAACCUGUCUCGUUUUGGGGUGGUGUUAAGGGAUUUGCAAGAAUGUUGAUUGGUUCUGACACCCACAAGACUCAGUUAGAUGUGUCCGCUCUGGGCAUUAUACUUUUGCAACUUGUUACAGCACAAGAACCAAAGGAUUUGAGAAAGAAUGUGCUCAGCAAACUAGGAGAUAUUAUACGAUUCCAAGGAAAGAGCAUGGAGCAGCAACAUGAGGUCCUAAAAAGCAUUGUGGAUCCUGACCUGAAGAAAUGCCAGUUAGAUGACGCCGCAGAGAUGCUGUUCCUGGGAUUGAAAUGCAGUGAUCCAAAUGAGAAACAUCGUCCAGACCUCGCAGCUGAUGUGUGGCCACUCAUCGAGGAAAUGAAGAGCAGUGCCUCUCAUCGUCAGGGUUGAGUGAAGCUGAGGAAGCUCUAUCUCUUGAAGCAAGAAGAAUAAACUACAAGAUUACUCAACUUGUGUGGUGUGAAAUCUCCCCUCUCCUGAAAUUUGUGUGGCAAGCAAAGUGCUCCACGGAUAUGAAACUUUCUUUGUGUAUUGUGUUUAUGUUGAGUUUUGCAAAGUUGAGUUUAUGUUCAGUUCACAA